AUGAGCGCCGUAUCCUCUAGUCAGGUGAAGGACUUCAUGGCUACAAUGUACUUUGGUCCUGUGGCAUCGAUGUAUCUCCUGGGCACCUGUGUUUUUCUCACAAAGCUGAAGCUCAAAGAUUGCUGCAUCGGCUUUGGAUCCUUGCGCGAGUGGCCGGACUUCAGCAACCUAAGGCUGUUAUCACUAGAUAAUAUCAGGGACAUGACCUUUAACCAUCAAGCCCUGUUCAUCCGCAAGUAUCCGAAUCUCGAACUCCUCUCCCGGAAGGCGACUGGAUGGGACCUCGACAUCCUGGAGAGAGAAUCUCCAGGCCGGCUGCUUUUCCCCACCAAAAGGACUACUUUUCCACGCCUCAGAGACGUUGUGCUUCGAUGCCCUAGAUUGGGAGAACAGGACAUGGUAACUGUUCAGGCCUACUGCCCUAUGCUGGCAACUCUCAGACUUGAGGGCGACGAAGUGGUAUUCACUGCGGGUCGAUUGGAGGCUCGGCAUAUUCUCGGGGUCGCGGAGGAUGGAGAUCAACAGAGAUUCAGGCCUCAGAAAUGGGGUUGUUUAAGCUUGAUAUUUUUCCAUGCCUACAUCUGUGGUCUGGAAAGCAAACCUCAGGCACGGUAUCGAGCGGUUUUUGAGCAACUCGCACGACUGGCGAACCUGAAUACCCUGGAAAUUGGAGCGCCGAAUUACCUGCCAUCGUUUGAACUCAGCCACGAUGGUCCCCAGCUAAAGGUCGGAUCGGAUCUCUUCGAUACCUUGGAAUAA
Gamsiella multidivaricata is the source of this 759-nucleotide messenger RNA. RefSeq lists its product as uncharacterized. Lineage: Eukaryota; Fungi; Mortierellomycota; Mortierellomycetes; Mortierellales; Mortierellaceae. The coding region runs from base 1 to 759 and encodes 252 amino acids. The transcript has 2 exons. The record is from RefSeq and is a predicted model, not a curated record.